CUGGGAUAUAAAAGCAGUUACAAAAAGGGUGAGAGAAUGACUUUCCGCCACACCAAAUAUUCCGAGGCUAAUAAGCGUCGUGAGCGCGUGUUUCAUUGGAUCCGCAAAAACGCAAAAAAGGUAUUCCAGCUUGACCCAGCAAAGCUCGCCAAGGCAGAAACAAAUGGUUGGUAUAUGUCUGUUGAGGAUACCGAGCGCGCGCUCAACCACCCUGGCUCCAGUACACUUGCUUGCAAGUUAUAUGCUGAGUACCUCCUUGAGCGCCGGAAAGGUGAUUUUGUUUUGGGAGAGCACUACCACAACACACAGACCCUUGGCAAGAGUCAGAAACAUGCCGGCAGCAGCUCAACUGACUCCUUGCACCGCAAGUUCCAUUAUCUUUCCUUCGUCAACAGAAAGCGCGCCGAUGUCAAACUCGCAAAAUCUUUACAUGCAAAAUUUGAGCCAGAUCCGGUCCUAAUUCUUGGUAAUUGGACCCAGGCAUGGCCCGUCACCAUGAGCCAAUUCGUGGCAAGGGGCGGCGGGAGAUGCCAAUAGGUCAGGGAUUCACUGUCUAUUUGAUCGACGAGUAUUGUACUUCAACAUUUUGCCCGGUAUGUGAGAGCAGGAUCGAGAAAUUCCACAAAAUUGAUGAUCCUUGUCUGAAGAAUCCCAAGCGCAAGUACCACGUCGCAAUGGCAGCAGCAGCA
Messenger RNA from Kickxella alabastrina, 689 nucleotides. RefSeq lists its product as uncharacterized. Bases 37 to 537 code for a protein of 166 amino acids. The record is from RefSeq and is a predicted model, not a curated record. Lineage: Eukaryota; Fungi; Kickxellomycota; Kickxellomycetes; Kickxellales; Kickxellaceae. The transcript has a single exon.